UUGUAGGCGACCCACAAAUACCAACAUGACAGUGACUGUUCAGAGAAGUUCCUCUUUUAACCCUCACAAUCCUCCAACACUUCCCAAUCCUGCUUUUCCUUCAACUCAUACUGUCAUAUAUGUCGUGAGAAUGAGGUUCAUCUCAGAAAAUGUUAUUAUUCCUGUCAGGAACAGAACAGGAUCUCUCAGACAGGCUUUAGGAUCUGUCCUGCUUUAUCUAUGGGAUGUGUACUCUGCACCUGCACCUGCCGGCAGAGACGUCCCAACUCUACUGUCUCUCUGUUUCAUACUCACCGUUGUCACUGGCGGCCUGCUUCAUCACUGGCUGUCAAAUACUUUGAAAUACAACCACGACGCGUCCAUUCAGACCGCCUGCAUCUAUGGCGCGGCCAUGUUUCUGGUCUCGUUCCUGUGUCACCCUCUGCGCUGUGUGCUGACCAUGACUCUGCCCACCGUCUGCACCAAGCAGGGACGCAAACUCCUCAUCACAGCCUCUGUCAUGAUUCUCCUUCUGAACGUCAUCCCUAAUAUCACGGUGAACGUGGGCGUGGUCGCUCGCAUCUUAAAGUGCACCGCUGAGGGAUUCACAAAGACUUUAUUAAACUCGUCUGAACCUUUCAAUAAAGCCAAGCGAGACCUCGUUGAGGAGGCCAUCAAAGUGAAGCGGGAAGACUUGAGCAUCGUCACCAACUUGAGGAAGUUAGAUCAUUUCACGCAUGUUGAUGUGUCAGAAGUCAGAAGCAGGUUUACUAAGAUGAUUGCGCAGAUAGAGUUCAACUUCUCACAUGCCAGGAAACUGCUAAAAGAAUACAAACUGCUGUCGAACCGCAUCCUCGCUGCCAUUUUUGUGGCAAUACUAAUCUUUGAAUCUGCCCGUUACUUAAAAUCCUAUCUGGCAUCUGUUAAGUUUGAUAACGACUACAUCUCCAAAGGGCUCUCGCAAAGAGCGAAAAAGAAAACUUAUCCCACAAGAUGCAAAAUAACAAGUCAGGAAUGUACCUCCUGUUUCAUAUCACUGGUUGUGGUAACAUUGUAUUUCAUUGCAAUAACUUUAAUAGUAGCUUUGGAUUACGUUGUGUAUCACAUAGUUCAGGCGAUUGUGCCGUGGAUACUGGAUUUCUCACCGACAUCUGCGAGCAUAAGUGUCAGUUAUAAGGUUCAGUGGUUCCCCCCUGCCUUUUGUAUCAUCCCACAAUUCUGUGUCACACGGGAGCUCACAAACUUCCAAAGGGACUACAAGUGGACUUUCAACCCCGAGCCGUCGCUCUGUGAGGCGACGACUUCAGCUCCGAACCUGGGAGUCACACUGUUGCUGGGAUGUCUCUGGGUGAUGAGCUACUCGCUGGUGUUCCUCGAGGUUUACGCCAGACGGCUGCGCAGGAAAAUCUCUGCAUCCUUUUUCAGAGAGCAAGAGGAGAGAAGAAAGUCUUACUCGAUGAAGAACGUACGAGUGAAGCAGAGUAGAACAAAGCAAGUAGAGCACAUUUCUGUUGAGCUUGGCAGUGGGUGAACGUUUACUGGACAAUGCAACUGUUGGCAAAUGUUUCUGAGGAUCAUUUCAGCCAUGCUGGGAUAGCAAUGUUGGUGUGUGUUGAGAUUACAACAAUUAUAUUAUUAUAAUUAUGAUAUUAUUAUAUUAUAUAAUGGUGACGGUUAUAAACCAUUUCAAAUGUGAAGGCCAGUCUUGGGCCAUAUGAAAUUUUAGAAAUACCAAAAAUAUGAAGCGUACCUCAGGAGGUAGAGCGGCCAUCCACUAAGCGGGAAGUCGGUGGUUCAAUCCCAGGCCCCUGCAGUUUCCUUGGGCAAGAGACUGAACCCCAAAUUGUCUGUGAGAGUGCUGUGAAUGUGUAUCGCUCCUGGGGAAAAGCGGGCAUUUUGUAUGAUAACCUCUGCUGACUUGUGUUAUAAAGCACGUUGAGUGGUCGCUAAGAUUAGAAAAGCUACAAAUAAUGCAAUCCAUUUACCCCCCAAAUGGUUUGGUUCUCCACAAUAUGCAGUAAUUAGGCGUCCGGAGGGGGAUUCAGCCGUAGUAUUAUGGGGCCACUGUAGCAGUGUGCAUUUGCCUCAAAGCAUUGCUGUGCCUAAACACCGCCUCAUAGAGCUGCUAUAGCGCAACUGCAAACUGUAAAUAAGGAGACAGCACAUCACUCACUGCUCUUCUUGUGUCUGCUAAACUGAAGAGAGCAUCCUGUGUGCCAACACCUUAACAUGUGCAGGCGUGUUACCACUCGCCACACUAAAACCUGAUGUGGUUUUUAUAGAUGUAUACCACCUCAUCUGCUCAGGUGGUUGUUUUUUAUAUAAAUGUUGCAGAGCUGGUGUUUUACUGUAUAUUUUUCUCUGUAAUGUGUGUGUGUGUGUGCAGUAUCAUUUGUCUUCUUGUGUGGUUCAGUAUAAACUUGUGUUAUUUCUUGUUUGCCUUAUCUCUUUACCCCACUGUCCCACUAGAUGCCACUAUGGUGCUUUGGGCAGCUGAGGCUAGAGAAUAAAAUGCACCUCCUGUCAGGAAAGGAACAGCAAUAGAUUGGAUCUUACAGUUUUUAUGAAUAUUUUAUUGGCCUAGAUGAAUUUAAUAGAUUAAAUUAAUCAGUUUCAUGUGCACAGCGAAUAAUUCACCAGCCUAUUUUAAUCAGUGUGCCCUUACUACAAAAAAAGAAGAUAUCUUUCUCUGAAAACGUUUUGCAUUUUUAUCAGCACACCCCUUCUUAAAAAUCCCAUGAGCCCUCAGGAGUGUAUUUUAAGAUACAAUCCUAAUAAUAAUUAUUAUUAUAGAAUACCUCUUUAUCAUCUAUUUUUAAUUCUGACUUUUUGUUCACUUCAGCAGUUUGUGUAAAGAUGAUGCAUAGAACUAUUCAUGCCUUUUCCAUCAUGAAUUUUAGCAUCAGAGUGUUGCUGUUUGUGUGUGACAUUGCUGGGCUUAUUGCUAGUGAACUAAAUGAUCAAGUAUUCAACAAAAGUAAAUAAAAUGUAGCCGUUCAUGUCCAA
Cyclopterus lumpus (lumpfish) is the source of this 2985-nucleotide messenger RNA. RefSeq names its product osteoclast stimulatory transmembrane protein (gene ocstamp). The record is from RefSeq and is a predicted model, not a curated record. Bases 26 to 1510 code for a protein of 494 amino acids. The transcript is spliced from 3 exons. Gene Ontology annotation, cellular component: membrane. NCBI's taxonomy places the organism in Eukaryota, Metazoa, Chordata, Actinopteri, Perciformes, Cyclopteridae.